CCACAAAAUCACCUCACUGAUGACAUCACACCUCUCCUGGGCUCGGGUUGUUUAUUCAGCCCUCCCUGACACACAUCCAACAAUCCAGCUCUCCCAAAAACCAACUCCUCAAAGCUGCCGCCAGCUGACAGGGCUGGGCCAAGGCUGUGCCGCCCCUGCGGGAGCAGCAUAAAAGCCGGCCCAGCGCCUCUCUCCCUCACACCCUUCUCCUGACGCCUUCUCCUGCCUUCUCUGCCCACAACCAGGGCCCCUCCACACCACACCCAUGGCCUGCUAUGACCUCUGCCGCCCCUGCGGACCCACCCCGCUGGCCAACAGCUGCAACGAGCCCUGUGUCAGGCAGUGCCAGGACUCCACCGUCCUCAUCCAGCCCUCCCCCGUCCGCGUCACCUUCCCAGGGCCCAUCAUGACCUCCUUCCCCCAGAGCUCCGCCGUUGGAUCCACCGCAGGGGCUGCCCUGGGCACGGAGCUCAACGUCCAGGGACAGCCCAUCUCCGGCGGCUUUGGCUACGGAGGCUACGGCCUGGGCUAUGGCCGUGGCUUUGGCUACGGCCUGGGAGGCCUGGGCUGCUCUGGCUUGGGAGGCCUGGGCUGCUCCGGCACCUGCUGAGGGUCCUUGCCACCACAGCUGACACCCCCUGCACCUGCCCUUCUCACUCUUGCACCAAUAUCUCCUGCAAGCAAAGCACCUCGCCUGAUGGUCGCCCUACUUGCACCUCACACCUCGUCCAUCCCACUCCCUGCUCCUGUCUCUUCACUCCUUUGACUCAAUAAAAUUCUCUUGCA
This is a messenger RNA of Corapipo altera (White-ruffed manakin), 786 nucleotides long. Its product is annotated as feather keratin B-4-like. The record is from RefSeq and is a predicted model, not a curated record. Bases 266 to 610 code for a protein of 114 amino acids. The transcript is spliced from 2 exons. NCBI's taxonomy places the organism in Eukaryota, Metazoa, Chordata, Aves, Passeriformes, Pipridae. Gene Ontology annotation, cellular component: intermediate filament. Gene Ontology annotation, molecular function: structural constituent of cytoskeleton.